ACUGAAGAUCCUGUUCCAGCUUAAAUAUGUGGAGUUCUUACUAGUGGUUGAUUACCAUGGUAUGAAAUAAUGCAGUUUGGACGAUAUCGUCCCAGUUCUAGUUCUUUAGUGAAAAAACCAAACGGUUGGCAGAAACUUUGGUGGCAAUAUGCGCAGGAAUCUGUUUUGUUGGAUAUCCGCAGGAAACUAAAGAAAACUUCAUGGAGAUACCUUGGACAGCGACUGAGUAAGCGUCGGAAGUAUGUUACCUUGUACAAGGUGAAACUCGACUUUCUUCAACAGGAACUGCCAAUUGAUGAAUCUAUCCUUUGGGAAUUGGAGCAAAUGGAGAAAGACUCAGAUAUUGAUGAUAUCUUGAGUUGCAGGUCUGCUGCAGAGUGUGAGCUUCAGGAAGUUUUGACAAAGUCUUCAACCGCAAAUAUGGAAGUAAAUGAGACCAAUAUAUCUGUCAAAAAGCUACGGAAUGAUGAACAUUCAUCAGGUAGCUCUCGUGGAUGGUUGAACUGGCUAUCUCGCGGCAUGCUUGGUGCUGGGGGAACAGAUGAUUCUAGUCAGUUUUCUGGUGUUGUCUCUGAUGAAGUUGUCAAGGAUAUAUAUGAAGCAACAGAAUUUCAUCCUCAAGCUGUUUCGGCUCAGGAUUCUGACGUAAAUGACAAGAUUUAUACAUGUGCAAUCAAAUUCAACAUCCUUGAAAUUUCUGCAAGAAUGUACAGCAUGUAUUCUUGUCAAGAAAUUGCUAGUCGAUCUUUCGGGAGGAAUUAUUGAAUGUAAGAUUUGGGAAGAAUCAGCCACAAUUGAUGUCAUUGUUAAUUCUGGAAAGAUGGUUUAUCCACGUGAUGGAAAAGACAUUGUCAAACUUGCAAGGGUGUUGUACAGGACGAAGGAUGCUUGAAAGUGGGCCAUCAUGUCGAGUCCAAGUGGACAUAAACCCAAAGCAAUAUGUUGAAUUAUCAGUGAAGGUUAGGGUUGAACCACUUGAGGUUGCAUGCAAUUUGGACUUCUUUCUUCGGUUCAUUGAAUUUUUCGCUGUUUUCAAAUCCUUCAAGUUUCAUCAAGAAAGGAGAUCAUGCAAGAAUAGGGUUUGGAGACUGUUGAAUACUAAAAGUUACUUUCCUAAGGCAGGUAUUGUCAUCACUAAACGGAUUUGAGGAUGUUAAGGCACGAUUGUUUGCUAAAGCUGAGUAUAUUUUAGCAAGUUAUAAAAAAGUGAAGUGGGAUGUUAGCGUAGUUGAUGUCAUCAUAAAUGUUCCCUGCCAAGAUAUAAUCUCAAAACAGACAACAUGGUUCUGGAACUGAGAUCUUUUUCAUUGAAUCUAAAUUCGACAUAGAUCUCUUGG
Messenger RNA from Carica papaya (papaya), 1337 nucleotides. NCBI's taxonomy places the organism in Eukaryota, Viridiplantae, Streptophyta, Magnoliopsida, Brassicales, Caricaceae. The record is from RefSeq and is a predicted model, not a curated record.